Aedes albopictus (Asian tiger mosquito) is the source of this 2124-nucleotide messenger RNA. It is a transcript of the gene PPP4R2r, whose product is annotated as serine/threonine-protein phosphatase 4 regulatory subunit 2. The transcript is spliced from 3 exons. Gene Ontology annotation, molecular function: protein phosphatase regulator activity. The record is from RefSeq and is a predicted model, not a curated record. Bases 133 to 1929 code for a protein of 598 amino acids. NCBI's taxonomy places the organism in Eukaryota, Metazoa, Arthropoda, Insecta, Diptera, Culicidae. Gene Ontology annotation, cellular component: protein phosphatase 4 complex; cytoplasm; nucleus.
CACAUCUGUGACGUUAAACUUUAAUGGCGGUGUGAGAGUCAAUCGAGUUCGCAACUUGUUUGGUUUUGUGCGCUUGUGUUUCGGUGUUUUCCUGUGAAAUUUGUCGCCAAAAACUGCGAUUUCCCGUGCAAAAUGUCCGCCAUGGAGAAUCGCGACGAAGUGCUACAGUUGCUGGAGCGAUUUACGCGUCUGAAACAGAAGGAAAUCCCCCGGGAGCUGGAGGACUAUCUGAGCUUUGUGGCUCGAACCGGCGACACCGUGUACCCGUGGGCAGCGGUAAAAUACUUCUUCCGGACCAAGCUGAGCCAUGUCAUAAUGGAUUUCCACGACAACACACCGAGCAUUGCCGAUUUGCCAAAAUGUCCCAAUGUUGAUCCGUUCUGUUACGAUCGUAUGAAGCGGACCUUGCUGAGUCGAAUGGAAUCGUUCAAUUCCGCUCCCUUCACCAUUCAGCGGAUCUGCGAACUGUUGAACGAACCGCGCAAACAUUACACCCGGAUCGAUAAGUUCAUGCGGGCCGUCGAGAAAAAUAUUCUGGUGGUCAGCACACAGGAACCAGGACGAAGAAGAUCCGACAGCGAAAAUGGCGACUCACUGGAUUCAAUCGUCAACGGAGAUCUGGAAGUCAAUGUGGACAUCGAAAUGGAUAACGAAGCAUUCGGAAUCGAUACCGGCGAGAUGGCCCCCGCUGCAGGUGUGGCGGCCUUAGGUCCCUCGGUAAAUAUCACAACCCCGGCUCAUGCAGAAGAAGUGCCGCCAACGAUGGAACCAGAAGCGGAAGAACAUGAUACGGAGAAAGAACAGGCGCCUGAUGAUGAACCAAAAUUAGCUUGUUCCGAUGGAAAUGAGGACGAUUUGAAACCCGACGAAACAGUUCCGCCGGAGGUCAAUGGAAGCGACAAACAUGAAUCCGAAACCACAGUAGAUGCUCCCGUUCCUACUGAUCCCGUUGAUGUGCAGCACAGUGCUUCGGAAACUUCCCAGCUGGACCAACCCACUGUAACACCUACUACAGAUGUGGUUGACCCAGUUGCAGAUGUGGUCCAUGAACAGGAAGAACUCGAAGAACCAGUAACCUCAGAGCAGCCAACGAGUUCGAUCGAACCAGUUCCGGAAUCUCUUGACGCCAGCAAAUCUCCUGAACCGACCAUCACCCUUCCGACGGAAACCGAAAGCCAAACAGUUGACGACGGGGAGCCAAAAGCUAAAAUGGCCAAGCUGUCACAAGAAGAACCCGAAGAAGCCGAAACAAUCGCACCACAACCCAUAACAGAGGAACCGACUGCGGCAGCAGAAUCGGCAGAACCUGUCACUGCUGCCCUCGUCGCCACGUCAACCGAAGAGCUCUCCGAAUCCGACGUUGUCUCAGUUUUUGCAUCGUCCGAAUCGCUUCAAACAGCGGAAUCCGAUACAACCAGCACCAGCUGUAACAUCUCCUCGGACGAACCCGAGGCAUCGAGUGCUAUCUCUAUUCCAAGCACGACAUCGACUGAUUCCAAUCAGGACACGUCUCCGACGACCGUUGAAGAUGUUGCGCCGUCAGUUCUGGAAACCCCUGCAGAACUGGAACAAUCCGAAGCUGACGAAUCAGCAAACCAAGUGGAAUCCGCUGAACCCACCCCUAGUGAACCCUCCGAAGCCGUUUCCACCGAGGAAGAACAGCUGAUCAAAACCACUGUCCUUGAAACACCGGAGGAAGUUCCGGAACAACCUCAACCAACAGCCCAGGUCGUCGCUGAUGAAAUGGAAACGGUUCCGUCUGGCGCUACUACUGCUGCUGCGGCUGUGGUCCCGGAAAACGUAAUGGCCACCGACGAUGAGGACCAGCCAGUUGUCCCCAUGGCGGCCGAUGCCACCGAAACGACGUCCAAACCGGACGAAAAUGCGAUGGACAUUGACGAAUCCAGCGUAGAACCGAUGGAUCAAUAAGGUCCUCCCCUGAAAUCCAUUACAAAUUUCGUUUUUUUUUUAAGGCAGCUGCCCAAGGAGCUGCAACAACACACCCCUAGAGAGAAAUCAGAUUCUCGACCACAAAACUGCGCUGUAAGUAUUCUAAAACACAGGACACAAACUUAAAGAAUAAAAUAAGUUGAAGUUGGUAUAUGUAAGUGCUGACCUGAUUUC